Caenorhabditis elegans is the source of this 1377-nucleotide messenger RNA. RefSeq names its product ZP domain-containing protein (gene cutl-2). Gene Ontology annotation, cellular component: plasma membrane. The record is from RefSeq and is marked reviewed. Bases 148 to 1296 code for a protein of 382 amino acids. Lineage: Eukaryota; Metazoa; Nematoda; Chromadorea; Rhabditida; Rhabditidae. The transcript is spliced from 6 exons.
ACCUUAAAGUUGGCCGGCCGAAUACGGGCGGGCUGGUCCGCAGCACACCCCAGAAUUACUGAUUAGUACUAGUGUUAUUAUUAUUUUUUAUUUUUUCCUAUUUUUCGUCACAAUCAACGCCUCAUUUUUUUUGAAUAGGAUUUUGAAAUGAAGAAACUGCUAGUAGUUUUGAUACAUUAUUUUUUCAUUCAACAUGUUAAUUCAGAUAUAAUUGGUGAACCGAAAAUUCGCUGUGCUCCAACUGGAAUAACGAUAAUGCUUGAAACUGAUAGUCCGUUUAAGGGCGCAUUAUUUCUGCGAGGAUCCGCUGAUAAGAAAUCUUGUAAAGCUAAUUUCUCUGCUCAGCCAAGUCAAAAUAUCAGCUUCGAGUUCGGUUUUGAUGAUUGUCCAAGCAGGAGAAAGAGACAGAUUGUUGCUCCACGUGGAAUGACAAUGUCUUCUGUCCUUGUAGUUUCUUAUCAUGGAUCUAUAAUCACUCAUCGUGAUGUGGCAUAUCAAAUCGAUUGCUUCUACCGGGAAGAAAACAGUCGUGUGGAAACAAUGCUCAGUGUGAAUGCCCCACAGCCACGAAUUUUGAGUGAUGAACCUAAACUUCCGACGUGUGAUUAUCGAGUUGAAGUAACUGGAGGAAAAGCUGUUGCAGGAGGAAUCGUCACGUCUUCACUAUCAGAAACAGCUUCUCAAAUAGCAAAUGUCGGUGAUUCAGUCAUUCAUAUUUGGACUUGCUCUGGAGAUGCUCCAAGUGAUGUCUACUGCAUCCAGGUGUACAGCUGCACUGCAGAAGAUGGAGGGUCCGACACUGUACAAGUUGUGGAUGAGAAUGGAUGUACAACCGACGGUGAACUGUUGUCACCAAUAAAAUACAAGGAAGGGUCUAUGAGAGCAGCGGCGAGCUCACACGCAUUCAAAUUUGUGGAUAACCAUAUUGUGUACUUCAAGUGCAAUAUUCGAAUUACUGUCAAGAAUCCUUCAGGAGAAUGUCCCGUCAACAACUGUUCUCCAAAUGGCUCCACUGGCUUAAUUUCCCGUAAAGCUCGUGACGUUUUUGAGCACCCUUUCUUAUUGCUCAAACAAAAAGUACUCCCUGUUUUUAACAAAGAAAUCAAUAUUUUGGUGACAUCAGGAGAACUGAUAAUUGAGGAAGAGCAAGCGAAAAAUCAUAUUUUGUCAAGCUAUCGACCUGAUAAGUAUUCCUAUAGAAAGCCUGAAAAAAUGGAGCAUCAUUGGACGAAGAGCUGCUCAUUUGGAAGCUACUCUGGAAUUUUAUUGUUUAUAAUUGUGCUCUUUAAUUUUUGAAUUUUUCUUUCGGUAUUGUCGGGUAUUCAAUUUUCAGCUUUUCUGUGUCUCUCGUGUAAUAAAUCUCUUGCAUUGAAUUAU